AUGGGGGAAGUUACACCUGUCAGCAUCGAGCCUCGGAUCAAUGUUGGGACUAGGUUCCAAGCGGAAAUUCCCCCACUCCGGGACAGGGCCCUGGCAGCUGUUGAUGAACAUAAAGCCGACCUGAAACAAACCUUAAUGCAGCAUAUUCUCCGAUGUGACUAUGAGGCCUGUCGACAGUAUCUUUUGAAUCUUGAGCAAGCAGUUGUUUUGGAUCAGAAUGCACAGAUUCUACAGACAUUCCUCAGUCAUAGAUGUGAUGGAAAUCGUAAUAUUUUGCAUGCUUGUGUAUCUGUGUGCUUUCCAACAAGCAACAAAGAAACAAAGGAAGAGGAAGAAGCAGAGCGCUCUGAAAGAAAUACAUUUGCAGAAAGACUUUCCGCUGUUGAGGCUAUUGCAAAUGCAAUAUCUGUGGUUUCAAGUAAUGGCCCAGGUAAUCGGACUGGAUCAUCAAGUAGCCGAAGUAUGAGAUUAAGAGAAAUGAUGAGGCGUUCCUUAAGAGCAGCAGGUUUGGGUAGACAUGAAGCUGGAGCUUCCUCUAGUGACCACCAAGAUCCAGUUUCUCCCCCAAUAGCUCCUCCCAGUUGGGUUCCUGAUCCUCCUGCCAUGGAUCCUGAUGGUGACAUUGAUUUUAUCCUGGCCCCCGCUGUGGGAUCUCUUACCACAGCUGCGACUGGCACUGGUCAAGGACCAAGCACCUCCACCAUCCCAGGUCCUUCCACAGAGCCAUCUGUAGUAGAAUCAAAGGAUCGAAAAGCAAAUGCUCAUUUCAUAUUAAAAUUGUUAUGUGACAGUGUGGUUCUGCAGCCUUACUUAAGAGAACUUCUGUCUGCUAAGGAUGCAAGAGGUAUGACACCAUUUAUGUCAGCAGUAAGUGGCCGAGCUUACCCUGCUGCGAUCACCAUCUUAGAGACAGCACAGAAAAUUGCAAAAGCAGAGGCAUCUUCAAGUGAAAAAGAAGAUGAUGUGUUUAUGGGAAUGGUUUGCCCAUCUGGCACAAAUCCUGAUGAUUCUCCUUUAUAUGUCUUGUGUUGCAAUGAUACGUGUAGUUUUACCUGGACUGGAACAGAGCAUAUUAAUCAGGAUAUUUUUGAGUGCCGAACUUGUGGAUUACUAGAAUCACUUUGUUGUUGUACAGAAUGUGCAAGAGUGUGUCAUAAAGGUCACGAUUACAAACUCAAGCGGACUUCCCCAACAGCUUACUGUGAUUGCUGGGAAAAGUGCAAAUGUAAAACUCUUAUUGCUGGGCAGAAGUCUGCCCGACUUGAUCUACUCUAUCGAUUGCUCACCACCACAAAUCUGGUCACUUUGCCAAAUAGCAGGGGAGAACAUCUUUUGCUGUUUUUAGUCCAGACUGUGGCCAGGCAGACUGUAGAACACUGCCAAUAUCGGCCACCAAGAAUACGGGAAGACCGAAACCGGAAAACUGCAAAUCCUGAAGACUCAGAUAUGCCUGAUCAUGAUUUAGAGCCACCCAGAUUUGCUCAGCUUGCUUUGGAGAGGGUUUUACAGGACUGGAAUGCUCUGAAAUCUAUGAUUAUGUUUGGUUCACAAGAGAAUAAAGAUCCCCUCAGUGCCAGCAGUAGAAUAGGGCACCUUUUGCCUGAAGAACAAGUAUACCUUAAUCAGCAAAGUGGCACAAUUAGGUUGGAUUGUUUCACACACUGCCUUAUAGUUAAAUGUACAGCAGAUAUUUUGCUUUUAGAUACACUACUUGGUACUCUUGUGAAAGAACUACAAAAUAAAUACACACCUGGUCGUAGAGAAGAAGCUAUUUCUGUUACAAUGAGAUUUCUACGUUCAGUGGCAAGAGUUUUUGUCAUUCUUAGUGUUGAAAUGGCCUCAUCCAAAAAGAAAAACAACUUUAUUCCACAGCCAAUUGGGAAGUGUAAGCGAGUAUUUCAAGCACUGUUGCCAUAUGCUGUGGAAGAACUGUGUAAUGUAGCAGAAUCCUUGAUUAUUCCAGUUAGGAUGGGUAUUGCUCGUCCCACUGCACCUUUUACUUUAGCUAGUACUAGUAUAGAUGCCAUGCAGGGCAGUGAAGAGCUGUUUUCUGUGGAGCCACUACCGCCAAGGCCAUCAUCAGACCAGUCUAACAGUUCUAGCCAAUCUCAGUCAUCUUACAUCAUAAGGAAUCCUCAGCAGAGACGUAUUAGUCAAUCUCAACCUGUUCGAGGCAGAGAUGAAGAACAAGAUGAUAUUGUUUCAGCAGAUGUGGAAGAGGUUGAGGUUGUGGAAGGUGUUGCUGGAGAAGAAGAUCAUCAUGAUGAGCAAGAAGAACAUGGAGAAGAAAAUGCCGAAGCAGAGGGUCAGCACGAUGAACAUGAUGAGGAUGGAAGUGAUAUGGAACUGGAUUUGUUAGCAGCAGCUGAAACUGAAAGUGACAGUGAGAGUAAUCACAGCAACCAAGAUAAUGCUAGUGGGCGAAGAAGUGUUGUGACUGCAGCUACUGCAGGGUCAGAAGCAGGUGCUAGCAGUGUACCUGCCUUUUUUUCUGAAGAUGACUCUCAAUCCAAUGACUCCAGUGAUUCAGAUAGCAGCAGUAGCCAAAGUGAUGACAUAGAGCAGGAGACUUUUAUGCUUGAUGAGCCCCUGGAAAGAACUACAAAUAGCUCUCAUGCUAAUGGUGCCGCCCAGGCACCCCGCUCUAUGCAGUGGGCUGUACGCAACACUCAAAAUCAGAGAACUACUAGCACGACUCCUUCCAGUACAUCAGCACCAGCAGCCAGUUCAGCAGGUUUGAUUUAUAUUGAUCCAUCCAACUUACGCAGGAGUGGAACCAUCAGUACAAGUGCUGCAGCUGCAGCAGCCGCUCUUGAAGCUAGCAAUGCCAGUAGCUACUUAACAUCUGCAAGCAGUUUAGCAAGGGCGUAUAGCAUUGUCAUCAGACAGAUCUCUGAUUUGAUGGGCCUUAUUCCCAAAUACAACCACCUUGUAUACUCUCAGAUCCCAGCAGCUGUGAAACUGACUUAUCAAGAUGCAGUAAAUUUACAGAAUUAUGUAGAAGAAAAGCUGAUUCCCACAUGGAAUUGGAUGGUCAGUAUUAUGGAUUCUACAGAAGCUCAGUUGCGCUAUGGUUCUGCAUUAGCAUCUGCUGGUGAUCCAGGGCAUCCCAACCAUCCUCUUCAUGCUUCCCAGAAUUCAACCAGAAGAGAAAGAAUGACUGCUCGUGAGGAGGCUAGUUUAAGAACGUUGGAGGGCAGACGGUAUGGAGUCUCUUUUUAA
This is a messenger RNA of Gracilinanus agilis (Agile Gracile Mouse Opossum), 3222 nucleotides long. Its product is annotated as E3 ubiquitin-protein ligase UBR5-like. Bases 1 to 3222 code for a protein of 1073 amino acids. NCBI's taxonomy places the organism in Eukaryota, Metazoa, Chordata, Mammalia, Didelphimorphia, Didelphidae. Gene Ontology annotation, biological process: protein polyubiquitination; DNA damage response; regulation of double-strand break repair. The transcript is spliced from 21 exons. The record is from RefSeq and is a predicted model, not a curated record. Gene Ontology annotation, cellular component: nucleus. Gene Ontology annotation, molecular function: zinc ion binding.